Molecule: messenger RNA, 312 nt
Organism: Aplosporella prunicola CBS 121167
Lineage: Eukaryota; Fungi; Ascomycota; Dothideomycetes; Botryosphaeriales; Aplosporellaceae
Exons: 1
Coding region: 1-312 (103 amino acids)
Source: RefSeq, a predicted model, not a curated record
AUGGCUUCGGCUCCCUACAGCGCACAGCACGGCCCCAGCACCUCCUUUUACAACCCCACGCGCUGGACGCCCGACACACACAUUACGUUCCCCGCCCUGCCGCCCACACACCCCUACCACGCCCUCCAGCAGCAAUGGGAGCAACACACAGCGCUCUACGCGACCAUCAACCGCCGCUACCGCGCCCACAGCACGCAGUAUCUCAGCGUGCCCAGCGACCCGCGCAACGACAUCAUCCACUACGGCACCACGGGCUUCAUCCUCGCGGCGCUCUUCAACGCCCCUGAACCUAAUCCCACCUCCCAGCGCUAA